AGCACAAUUUGAUACUAUUCCAGCCAUGGAUAUCUUAAGCAUAAUAUGUAUAUUUUUCUACUUGGGAAGAAGUUGGGGACAGGAGCAAACGUAUGUUGUCUUCGCACCUAAAGCUUUCUGUGUUGAUGCCUCUGAGAAAGUAGUGAUUCAAGCUCAUGGAUAUACAGAACCGUUUUCUGUGUCUGUUGCUAUUAAAAGUUAUCCUGACAAAAAUUUCAUAUAUUCCCUUGGGCAAGUUAAUUUAUCUCCAGAAAAUAAAUUCCAAGACUCUGCAAGCUUAAUCAUAGAACGAAAAGAUUUGCCUGGAGAACCAAAUGCAAUUUCAUAUGUGUACUUAGAAGUUGUAUGUGCUCAUUUUUCAAAAACAACAAAAAUUCCACUGCGUUAUGACAAUGGAUUCAUCUUUAUUCAGACAGAUAAAUCUAUUUACACUCCAGAUGAAACAUCAGUAAAAGUUAGAGCUUAUACAUUUGACGAAGACCUAAAACCAGCUCAAAGAGAAGUUAUCUUAACUUUUAUAGACCCAAAAGGGAAAGAAACUGACAUGGUAGGAAGUACUACAAAUCCUGGAAUUGUAACUUUCCCUCAUUUCAACAUUCCAUCAGAUGCUAAGCUUGGUUUAUGGACAAUUAAUGCUAAGCACAGGGAGAAUUUCACAACAACAGGAACUACGCAAUUUGAGAUUAAGAUGAAUGAGGGAGCAAAUUAUGUCUUAGUAGAACCAGAAAACAAUGUUAUCAGCUAUAAAAAUCUAGAGGACUUCAAGAUUAAUAUAAAAGUUAGGAUUAUUCCUGAAGGGGAUGUUUUUGUCUUUUUUGCAAUAAAAGAAGAUUUACAUGAUGAUGAAAAAGAAAUGUUGCUUGCAGAAAUACAAACGACAAAGCUGGUUGAUGGUGUUGCACAAAUCAGUUUUAAUACUACAGAGGAAAUUAAAAAAUUAAAUAUAAGUCCAGGAGAUUUAAAUAACAAGUACCUUAAUAUUUUCAUGGACGUAAGUGCAGGUGAAUUCCAUGAAAGCAAAAUAACUGAUAUCAAAUACAGCAUCUCACCCUACACUCUGGAUUUGGUUGCCACUCCUCUUUUCCUGAAGCCUGGAAAUCCAUUUCCCAUCAAGGUACAGGUGAAUGCUCCUGGCCACGUUACAGGAGGGGUUGCAGUAAUACUGGAAGGAAUAUUUGAUAAAUCCCUGAAUCUGGGAACAAUGCAAAGUACCACAAAUUCUGAUGGAGUAGCCUCAUUUAUCAUUAACAUUCCCUCUGAUGCGGCAACACUGGAUUUUCAUGUCAGAACUGCUAUCCCAGACCUUCCAGCCAAAUACCAAGCCAGCAAGGACUAUGAAGCGGUGGCUUACUCAUCCCACAGUCACAGUUUCCUUUCACUCAGCUGGCCAGACAGUCACAAGACUUUGUUUGUGGGGAAAACUCUGAGCAUAACCGUCACCCCUGAAAGUCCUUACGUUGACAGUAUUACACACUACAACUACCUGGUUUCUUCUAAAGGAAAAGUUAUCCACUUUGGAACAGCGGAGAAACUCCCAGGCUCAUCCUCCCAAGUUUUGAAACUUCCCCUGACUCAGCACAUGGCUCCUACAGCCUGUCUCCUGGUCUAUUACUUUGUCACAGGAGAUCAGACGACAGAAUUAGUGUCUGACUCAGUCUGCCUAAAGAUUCAAGAAAAAUGUGGCAAUCAGCUUCAGAUACGUGUGUCUCCAAAUAAAGAUGUAUAUUCACCAGGUGAACGCCUUUCUCUGACUGUUAAAACUCGGUCAGAAUCAUGGGUAGCAUUAUCAUUAGCGGAUGUUGCUACAUAUAACUCUGAAGAAAGAAGCAAAAGUUUCGUGGAAAGAAUACUUCAGUCUUCACACAAACCCGGCCAGGAGUGCGGGGCAGGUGGUGGCAGGAAUAAUACCGAGGUGCUCUGCUCCACGGGACUCACUGUCCUUAGCAACGUGGACACAGCCUGCUCCCAACAAGAUGGUGGAUCAUUUAAGAAAGUUCUCAGGUCAAAAAGAGACUUGAAGCAGAAGAUUGAUAAGAUAGCAUCCCAAUACAAACACCCGGUGGUUCAGAAAUGUUGUUAUGAUGGGGCCAGGGAAUCUGAGGAGAGCUGCGAGGAAAGAGCUGCACGGAUUAAGAUUGGACCCAGUUGUUUCAAGGCUUUCUCUCAUUGUUGUACCAAGGCAAAUAUUCAGCGGUUCGAGAGUACUCAUAUGUCCUUAGAUACAGUACGUGGUUCUGGCCUUAUUACAUUGAAGCUUCCUGACAAGCGCUUAUGGAAUGUUUAUCAUGUUCUUAAAAGGUAUAAGCUGGAUUUGACAUUACCUAUGUCUCUAACUUCCUGGGAAAUUCAUGGUGUUGGUGUUUCAAAUAAUGGUCUGUGUGUUGCUGAUGUGCUGCAGGGACGAGUGAGUCUGGAACAAUAAUGUCACAGAGCCACCUGAGAGGGACUCCAGAACUUAAGUAGCUUUUGCAGCCCUUACCUUAGAGAGAAUGGCGAAAGCUCCAGCAACCAUUUUGACCAUGACAUAAUUCUGAAGAUGGAACAUUGAUCCAGCAUGGAAGAAUCAAAAGAUAAUAGCCCCUUCUAAUCCCUGACCCUGAUGACAUUUGAG
Sorex araneus (European shrew) is the source of this 2611-nucleotide messenger RNA. RefSeq names its product complement C5-like. Gene Ontology annotation, molecular function: endopeptidase inhibitor activity. The record is from RefSeq and is a predicted model, not a curated record. NCBI's taxonomy places the organism in Eukaryota, Metazoa, Chordata, Mammalia, Eulipotyphla, Soricidae. The transcript is spliced from 21 exons. The coding region runs from base 26 to 2422 and encodes 798 amino acids. Gene Ontology annotation, cellular component: extracellular region.